AUGAGUUCCAGCAAAGGUCAAGAGGGUUCGGCGGUGCCCACCAAGCAGAAAGGUUCAUGGUCCAGCUUUCUCAAGUCCAUAGCAUCCUUCAACGGCGACUUGUCAUCCAUGACCGCACCUGCGUUCAUUCUCUCCACCACCUCCCUCGUCGAGUUCUCCUCAUACUGGACCGAGCACCCGUCCGUUUUCGUCGCACCCGCUGCCGAGAAAGACCCUGCGAAGCGAUGCAUGCUGGUAUUGAAGUGGUUUCUCAGCACGCUGAAGCAACAGUACGCCAGUCGUAGUGAGAAGCUGGGUAGCGAGAAGAAGCCUCUGAACCCUUUCCUGGGCGAGUUGUUCCUUGGCAAGUGGGAGGACGAGUCAGGUGAGACACAGCUGGUCAGCGAGCAAGUCAGCCACCACCCUCCUGUUACGGCAUACUCCAUCUGGAACAACAAACACGGCGUCCGGCUCCAGGGCUACAACGCGCAGAAGGCGUCCUUCAAGACCACCAUUAACGUGAAGCAAGUUGGUCACGCUAUGUACCACAUUGACGGCUUCAACGAAGACUACCUUAUCACCCUUCCUCCGCUGCACAUUGAAGGUCUGGUGGUAGGAGCGCCAUACGUUGAACUCAACAGCGCCACGUACAUUCAGUCCUCGUCCGGUUACACUGCGAAGAUUGAGUAUAGCGGCCGCGGUUGGGUUAGUGGCAAGUCCAACAGCUUCACCGCUAGCGUCUACCCCGAGGACAAGAAGAAGGAGCCCAUCUACACGGCAGAGGGUCAAUGGACUGGAAAGUUCAGUUUCAAGGAUGCCAAGACGAAGCAGGUUGUUGACACCUUCGAUCACGGAGCAACGAAGCCGACUCCUCUGACAAUUGGUGCCAUCGAACAACAAGAUGACUUCGAAUCACGAAGAGCAUGGAAGAAGGUCGCCGAUGCCAUCACAAAAGGCGACAUGGACACUACGUCAUCCGAGAAAUCCAUCAUCGAGAACCGCCAGCGCGCUAUGCGCAAGACCGAGAAGGAGCAGGGCAAAGAGUGGGAACGCAAGUUUUUCAAGCGCAUUGAGAACGACCCGACUUUUGAGAAACUCGCUGCCAAAAUCGGUGAACAAGUUAACAAGGACGCGACCAACGGAGUAUGGGCAUUCGACCAAGAGAAGGCGAGUACGGCGAAGUCGCCAUUCCACCCGGAUGUUAACCCUCCCAUUUAUGUGGCUACGGACGACCUGAGCAGGACCAGCACGAAGAGUACCGCCGGGGCUUAA
Didymosphaeria variabile is the source of this 1251-nucleotide messenger RNA. It is a transcript of the gene kes1, whose product is annotated as Oxysterol-binding protein 4. The coding region runs from base 1 to 1251 and encodes 416 amino acids. Gene Ontology annotation, molecular function: oxysterol binding. The transcript is spliced from 5 exons. Lineage: Eukaryota; Fungi; Ascomycota; Dothideomycetes; Pleosporales; Didymosphaeriaceae. Gene Ontology annotation, cellular component: intracellular membrane-bounded organelle; membrane; cytosol. Gene Ontology annotation, biological process: exocytosis; piecemeal microautophagy of the nucleus; maintenance of cell polarity. The record is from RefSeq and is a predicted model, not a curated record.